UGUACCACACCCCCUCUGGCCUUAUUGCUUCAAUAUAGCCUUGAUCAGUUUAACACACUGGUGUGGUAGAAAUGUUAAUUGCCAAUGUUUGUUUGGGUAUUAUACAUUUUGUGGGACUAUUUUAGGCAUCUGGGUGAUUUCUUAGAUAUUAUGACUUGGCUAGGUCUUUUACAGAAAUAUUAAGUGAAAAAUGCCUUUUGUUCUACAAAUGCUCAACAUCUAUAAGACCUCAAUGUGUUGUAUUCUGCAAAUUUCCAACUCAGCCACGGGCAGCUGUUUUCCAAAGCUCUGUUGUGGCUUAUUUCAAGAUCAGGUACUGGCUUUCUUCACUUCAAAGCAUGUAAGAUAUCCAAUUGACUAUCCAGUUCAAAGGAUUUUACUAAAGCUUGGAGGGAUUUGAUCAUAUGUGUGUCCCAAAUGGCAACCCAAUACCUAUUACACUACUUUUGACCUAUGGGCCCUGGUCAAAUGUAGUGCACUAUAUAGGGGAUAGGGUUCAAUUUGGGAAACAGCCCAUAUGAAGCCUAUCAUGUCUCAUGUUUAUUUGAGGAGGCAGGUGGCCAGCAGGACAGGCAUCCUCCAGGGACGGCCUCUCUCUGUGAGGGGAGAACGACCAUGGUCCCGCCUCUCCAGUGGUCAGAAGAAGAUGAAUCACAUUGCCUCUCUGCUCUGCCUCAUCUCUACUCGCUGCUGCUGCUCAGGCCAACUCACUUGGCUAUAAAUAGGGAAAGAUUAAAACCUCUCAUCCGGCUUACCUGCACAGCAUCUUCAACUCGCCUGCUAAACUAUGCUAUGAGGACAGGGCCCAGCGAUGACUGAUGUGGAGCCUGUUGUCACCGACUUUGCAGCCACGGGGAGGACUGGCAGGAGGAACGCUGUACCUGAUAUCGUUGAGGCGGGGCCUGCUGACCUGUCAGACAAACUAGCAGAGCUUUCUGUUGUAGAUGAUGGAGGAGAAGGAGGAGAGGGCUCGUCCUCUGGAAGCCCACCGAAGAGUCCUACAGAGGGUGAGGAGAAGGCAGAGGGGACGUAAUUGGGCCUUGGUCUCUGGCUAACUGACUACGAGAGAAGAUGGAGAACAAGAGAGAGACUGUCUCUAACAUGGCCCGCUUCUCCUCAAACAAACCCCAUUGACCAGACAACUGUAAUCGUCAUGCACCGUGCUAUGCAACAUCAGGACACCUAUGAUGAAAACUUAAAGAGCUGCUGGAUGAUGAAGGGAAGGGAAAGCUCUGUCGCUAGGAAUGAAGUGGUUGUUUCUUUGUAGCUUUAAGGGGGUAUUCAUUCAAGAUUACCCAUAAUUCAUUAGAUGUACGGUGAAUGAGCCGGCAUUUAUGUCUUGUUCAUCUUAGCAUAUGCAGUGAACUGGUGAAGUGGCUGACAGUUGGGCAUGACUCUGAAAAAUGUCAUUUCAUAUUUGAGCAAGAGUGACUUGUACAUAUGCUGCAUAUGGAGGUGUUCCAAUGAAAGCAUUUUCUCAGAAUGUCAACAUGUAGUUACAGGAAUGUCUAUUUUUGCACAACAAAAGUAUAAACAUUCCAUUUGGUGAUGUACAGUGAGGGAAAAAAGUAUUUGAUCCCCUGCUGAUUUUGUACGUUUGCCCAUUGACAAA
Molecule: messenger RNA, 1612 nt
Organism: Coregonus clupeaformis (lake whitefish)
Lineage: Eukaryota; Metazoa; Chordata; Actinopteri; Salmoniformes; Salmonidae
Gene: pkib
Product: protein kinase (cAMP-dependent, catalytic) inhibitor beta
Exons: 3
Coding region: 812-1033 (73 amino acids)
Biological process (GO): negative regulation of cAMP-dependent protein kinase activity
Cellular component (GO): nucleus; cytoplasm
Molecular function (GO): cAMP-dependent protein kinase inhibitor activity
Source: RefSeq, a predicted model, not a curated record